Messenger RNA from Recurvomyces mirabilis, 726 nucleotides. RefSeq lists its product as uncharacterized. The transcript has a single exon. The record is from RefSeq and is a predicted model, not a curated record. The coding region runs from base 1 to 726 and encodes 241 amino acids. NCBI's taxonomy places the organism in Eukaryota, Fungi, Ascomycota, Dothideomycetes, Mycosphaerellales, Teratosphaeriaceae.
AUGCAGCCAUCGUCGGACGCUCAGGCUCCAAGUGCCAUUGACUGGUUGCAACCAGGUCCCGCACCAAAGCCCAACCCACCGGGGUCGGGGCUAGUACUUACUACAGCCGGUGGUCCCUCGGCCACUGCCUCUACCACCGCUCCCACGUCGACAUUGCCAGUGAGGCCGGCUGGUACCGUGACCGCAGGAAAGACAGAGAACACGCCCGAAGACUUCGACUUCGAAAUUCACUCUCAUCUCCUGCGCGAGAAGACCGGAAGUUCGCUUCGACGAGCGACCUCCAUGAUCGCAGGGUACGCCAACUCCAACCCUCGCUUGAACCUAACAAGAGGUGCUGAAGCUAGAGCUUACCUCACCGAGCUCCGUCAUAUUUUGCAGCCCUUUGUCGAUGCCCGAUCUGCAAACCAUCGCCUUUUCUUGGAUAUUUUCAACAACGCGGAUGUGAAGGCGGGCAGGAAUUCCACGCUAUCUGCCUUUCACGAUGCUAGCGGACAGGGCAUACAGAACAGAGUUCCCACCGUGUCCGAGCUCCGAGCUUACGUGAGGGAUCACGACUCGAUACCUUACGACCUCAUGAGGGUCAAUUUCUUGCAAGAUUAUAUUCGGAGUCUUGGCGUCGCCCUCGGCGUGAAUGUCAGCGGGCAGUUGCAGAAUCGGUCUGGUCUCUUGCUUGAAAUGCAUGUGCGACGUGAGUCGAUGAGGGAACGAAAUGAGGGCAGGAUGUAG